Balearica regulorum gibbericeps (East African grey crowned-crane) is the source of this 1682-nucleotide messenger RNA. Lineage: Eukaryota; Metazoa; Chordata; Aves; Gruiformes; Gruidae. The record is from RefSeq and is a predicted model, not a curated record.
AGUUGCCAGUGUCUGAUCGUGGCAAUGGUGAAAACGAAACCCCUCCACCUCUCCCACCACAUCCCAGUGAGGAUCUGCUGAAUGCGGACUAUAAUAAUAGCCCUAUCAUAAAUUCAGCAGUGCAUUUAACAGAUCAGCACAUCAACUUCAGAUCCUUGACACCAGCCAAGCAGUCUGAAUCAAUUAAUCUGAAAGCCUCAAAAAGCAUGGAUCUGGUGGCAGAUGAAAGCAAAGUUGGUUUGUUGGCCGGACACAAAUCGGACUCUUCUGGCAAGGAUUUCGGUCCUACUCUGGGAUUGAAGAAGUCUAGCUCUCUUGAGAGUCUUCAGACUGCUGUGGCUGAAGUUAGGAAGAACGAACUCCCUUUUCACAGGCCGAGGCCUCACGUGGUCCGUGGUCGGGGAUGUAAUGAGAGUUUCAGAGCUGCCAUCGACAAGUCUUAUGAUGGACCUGAAGACGGAGAAGAGGAUGGUUUCUCUGAUAAGAGCUCUCACUCUGGUCAAGAAGCUCAGAACAUGGAAUCUACCCCUCCAGGGAACCCUGAAAUAGAAGAUGCAGAAACCAAAACAAAAAAAGACAAAAAAAAUAGAGAGAAAGAGAAGAAAAAGGAAAAGGGCAAAUCUAAAAUCAAAGAGAAGAAAAGGAAGGAAGAAAAUGAAGAUCCAGGAAAGAAAAAGAAGAAAGGCUUUGGUGUCAUGUUGAGGUUUGGAAAGAAAAAAGAAGAUAAAAAUGGGAAAACAGAUCAGAAGGUGAAUCCAAAGCAAGGCAUGCUUAAAGAGGAGGAGCUGGAGAAAAUGAAAGAUGAACGUGAAAGGAUUGGUGCAAAGCAUCAGGAGUUACGGCAAAAGCAACUGAGAGGCCUGAGUGAUUAUUCCACUGGUCCUGGAGGACCUGACAUCGAUGAUGAUGAGGUGGAUCCAAAUUAUGCCAGAGUAAACCACUUCCGAGAGGCUUACCCAGCAGCAAGCAUCUACAGGCCAUCAUCGCCAGCAGUAGCAGAAACCUUUGUAUAUCCACGUGAUUCUCCUUCAACACCAAUGGAGAGGGAGCACUUGGAAGGACUGUAUGCAAAAAUAAACAAGCAGCACUACCCACAGACUCCUGGUGACAGUGGCUGCGCAGGUGGCGGGAAUGCUGAUCGUAUCCAGAAGUUACGGAAGGAGUACCAUCAGGCCAGGCGAGAAGGCUUACCUUUCUAUGAGGAUGAUGAAGGAAGAACACAGCCGUCUGACUACGACCAGCGUUGGGUGCCUGGAAAAGGUCCAGAUGGGAGCUCAUACAGUCUCCACUACGAGGGGAUGGAAAGGCAGUAUGCAUCCCUACCCAGGCGUGGACCUGCAGAGCCAUUGGAAUAUUUAACAGGGCCACGAGUAAUAUACAAAGAGAGAGAUCUUCCCUACUACCAAGGAGGACAGCCUGUUGUCCACCCGUCUAAGGGGAACUACAUCCGUGCUCCGGACACAAGAGUAGCAGAAUUGAGGUACCCCCAGUACUACCCAGCCCAGCCCGUUACAAACCAGCACAAAGGACCCCUCCGGCAGGACGUCCCACCUUCCCCUCCUCAGUCUCACCGAGCACCAGCUUAUAAUGAAAUUGUCCGACACCGUGGGACCAGUCCAGACCAGUACCAGUACAGGCAACAGGAUCCCAGGCAGAAGAACCCCAUGACUGCAGCUGUAUAG